This is a messenger RNA of Peniophora sp. CBMAI 1063, 4854 nucleotides long. The record is from the annotation of a GenBank genome assembly. Lineage: Eukaryota; Fungi; Basidiomycota; Agaricomycetes; Russulales; Peniophoraceae.
AUGGCCGGCGGGACGGAAACAGCGAACGAGGACCUGCAAUCGCUCUACAACGCCGUCCUGCAGGGAUUCGCGAACGAGGACCCCGACGCGCAGUCCACGACCUCCUCCCCGCGGACCACACAGCUGAUGGCAAGUCCAGCCGGCGGGAGAAGGCCCUUGCCCGCGGUCCCGAGGGUCGCGCAGAGCGUGUAUGACAGCAUACCGCCCCCGCCGCCCAUGCCGACCAAUAAGCGCUACGCGAUGCCCGAGCCCGCGCCCGCUCCUGCGCCCGGAUAUUCGGCGCCGAGCACGACGAUGACCAGUAACGGCCAGAACGGCUUUAGACGCGGACCAAGCUUUCGUCCUCCUGGUGCAGGAGCAUCACGGAUACCCGGCAGCAACGAGAUCCUGGACUCGCCCGUCCCCGCAUCGCCCCCUCCGCCCCGCGCAACCUCGUCCUCCUCCUCCAGCUCCUACUUCCCAAACGACAUCAAACAGUCACAAUUAUACAGCACGUCACACCACUCGAUGCCCACGCCCCAACCCGCGCAGUCGUCACUGGCGCCGCCACAGUCGGACCUGAGACAGGUGCCGUCGAGCGAGGAUAUUCUGGCGUCGGGAAGGGGAGGGUUCGUCAGGAGACUGUCGACCGAGAGCGACGGUUCGAGACUCAUGCAGGGCGCGGGCGUGGACCGCAAUUCGAGCACGGGCUCGAGCAGGACGGGGACCACGGGCACGGGCACGCUCACGAGGAACCAGACGACGUCGACGUUCGCAUCCUCCAGAAGCCCCGCGGUCUCUACGCCCGAUACGUCCGAGUUCGGGUACCCCAUCGACUACAAGGCGCGAUACACCCCGCCCGCACCCGCUCCGGCACCCGUGCCGCCGGCUGUCACGACGCCGACGUCUCAACAAUCCAAUCAACACUCGCCUAGCGUCUCCAUCUCUGUUCCCUCCCCAGAGGCCGGCUCCUCGGGUCACAGGAACAACAGACUGGUAGACCAAAUAGCGCAUAUGAAAACGCUGGCCGAUCCUUAUGAGCCGCCUGGGUCAUCGUACAAUGGCGAUGCCCUGCUCGACGACGAGGAUGCUAUCUCAUUCGACGAUCUCCCGUCCGUCUCGGACGAUAUAUCCGCAUUCGUCAACUUUGCUUUGCUUUCCAAUAUCGCGGUGUGGCUGCGCGAUGCUGUACCCCGAGGAACGCAUGUCAAGGGUUCUAUUCCUUAUCCACGAGCGUUUACUGGAAAGGAUAUUGUGUCAGCGCUCGCGGGACAGGUCAGGAGGGAGUUGAAUGGGAUUGGAGCGGGGAGUCAGGGCGAGAGGGAAGAGCGAUGGCUGGCUUUGCAGCUUGCGAGGUCAUUGCAGAGUCAGCUAUUCUUCUACGAGGUCGAGUGGGGAGGCAAGGCGUUGAGGGACGGAGUCGAGGACGUCUACAUGUUCCUUGACGAGGGAGGGGACGAUUCGGCCAGGGAAGAGCUGCCCACCGGCGUCGUAACCGUGCUUACACGGUGCUAUGCGCCUUCAUGUAUCGACGGCUCUCCAUGCUACUCCUUCGCUUGUCCGAGGCGCCCGAGAGCGGGUCUGGCACCGCCACCGCCGCCAUCGGGUGUAGUGGAAAUAGCCGACGAAGAGAGAUCGGGAAGCGACGAGAGGGAAUGGGCGGAGCAGGUAGACGGAGAGGUGUUGAGGAGUCUACCGAAGUCUGAGGUCGCUCGACAAACGAUCAUCCACAAGUUGAUCACUAAAGAGGCGGGAUAUGUCCGCGAUCUCGAGCUCAUCGACACACUCUUCGUCCGACCCAUCCGAUACGCCAGCCCACCCGUAUUCCCGACACCAACAGAGCUCACAUCCUUCCUGGACGACGUCUUCGGUGCUUUACCGCCUCUUCUUGCGGCCAACAGGCGGUUACUGGACAUGAUGAACGUCCGGCAGCGCGAACACUCCCUCGUGAUCAAGCGCAUCGGCGACGUCCUGCUCGAAGCAGCCACAGAGUUCAGGACAUGUUACCCGCGUUACGUCGCUGCUCUCCCUUGGGCCGAGAAGCGCGUCAAAGAGGAGUGCGAGCGCAACCACGACCUUCGCCUUCUACUUGACCAAUGCCUCCGCUCACCCGAAGCGCGCCGUCUGGACCUGAAGACCUUCCUCAACCGACCCGCUGAGCACCUGGCGAAGUACGAGCUCACGCUCGAUGCGAUCGCCAAAGAGACCGUGGACGGCAAUCCUGAUCUGGAGUACCUCCGAGAAGCUGGCGCCGCGUUCAAGAACUUGCAAGGUGUAUGCUCACUCCAAGCAUGGCAACAUGCGAUGGGUCGUGGUCCCCAGGGCAAACACGAGUGGCACAACCUCUUGUCGGAAGAAGCUAGGGCGAAGAUCGACAAGAAGGAGCAGAAGCGGCAGAGUAUCAUCUUUGAGCUUAUCAAGGGUGAGAUGCAGUAUGUUCGCGAUCUCGAGAACAUGGACAAGAUGUACGUGCGGCCGCUGCUCGAGGCGGACCCGCCGAUCAUUCCGAGGGACAAGGUCGACGCGUUCGUGAGAAAGGUGUUCAACAACUUCCUCCAACUGCACGCGCAUCAUCGGCGUCUACUCGAGCGUCUGCACGCAAUACAAGCGGACGAACAUCCCGUUAUCCACUCCGUGACCGCCGCUGUCUUCGACGCCGCGCUCAACUGGCGCGAGGCCUACAUGGAGUACAUCACCAACUACCCCAUCGCCGAAUUCAACAUCGUCUCCGAGAUGGCCUCCAACCCCGCCUUCAAAGAGUUCGUCGAGCAAUGCACGCGGCACCCGGACGCCAACCGUCUCGACAUGAAAAACUUCGUGAACCGUCCCAUCCCGCGCUUGGCCCGCUACGAGCUCCUGCUCAAGGGUAUCGCCGACGCUUCGCCCGAAGGCCACGAAGACCGCGAGAGCAUCCCGCAUGUUAUCGAGGUUAUCAAGGCGCUGUUGAAGGAGACGCAGCCGGGCGUCGCCAGUGCGGAGCAGAAGGUCGAGCUGUGGAAGUAUAACGCCAACUUGGUGUUCAAGCCGGGGGAAUACGUCGAUCUGGAUCUGCUGGAUGAUAAUAGGAGCUUGAUCCAUGCGGGCAAGUUGUUGAGGCAGCCGGAUACGGGCUUCGAUAGGUAUGGGUGGAGCGAACUGUUCGUGCUCUUGUUCGACAACUACCUGGUCAUGACCAAGCCGAAGGAGCGUGACGGCGUGACGAAGUACCACGUCACCCGACACCCCAUCCCGCUCGAGCUACUCACUGUCACGAACUUCACCGAUCCACCAACCCAGCGCGGCGCUGGUCUCCUGCGCUUCGGCAAAUCCGGAGGUGGCUCCUUGGGCGGCGCACAUCCGGGCGAUUCUCCGCUCCCAACACCCGGCUCCGGACCAUCACCCGACGCAGCCACCGACUCGCGCGUCGUCUACCCGUGCACAAUACAUCACACAGGCCGUCUUGGUGGGCUGUACGUGCUAUAUGCGGAGAGCGCCAGUGCACGCGGGGAGUGGAAGGAGAAGUUGGCUGAGGCGCAGGGGUUGAGGAAGGUCGUGCAGGAGGCGAACAAGGUGUUCGAGGUCGAAACGCUCAGCAUUGAUACCUUCCUCGUGCCGUCCUUCGUCGGCGCGGGCACGGGCGCCAACUCGCCCUGGAACGCCGACGGUCAAGUUACAGGCCAGGUCACGUGCAGCGUGCCCUUCACCACUGCCGACGGCCGCGCGCUCGUGGCGGUCGGAUGCGCCGAGGGCGUGUGGAUCGGCUUCCGCCACGACGCGCGGAGUAUGCGGAGGGUAUUGAGUCUCAAGAUGGUCACGCAGUGCGCGAUGCUCGAGGAGUUCGGCAUCUUCUUGGUACUCGCGGACAAAUCGCUCUUCGCGUACCAUAUCGAGGCGCUCGUCCCGUCUAGCCCGCAUUUGGCCAAUACCGCGCAAACGGCGCAGAAGCUCAACGGGAACAAGGACGUACACUUCUUCAGCGUCGGCAAGCUGGGCGAACGCACGUUGGUCAUCUAUAUGAAGAAGAAGGGCAUGGACUCGAUCUUCCGUGUCCUCGAGCCCGUCGUGGACAAGAUCAACGAGCGUGCGAAACAGCCCGUCAGCUUCGGAUCACGGCUUGGCUUCAGGCAGGCGAGGAGCGACUGGUUCAGGGUCUACAAGGACUUCUUCCUGCCCAGCGAGUCUUACGACUUGAUCUUCCUCAAGGCGCGCAUUGCGGUGCUGUGCACGAAGGGAUUCGAGAUCAUGGAUCUCACGGAUUUCAAGAGCGUCACGAUCCCACAACGCGAUGAUGCAAAGUACGAGAAGUUGGCGAAGAGGUGUGAUUCGUGUAGGCCAAUGGGGAUGUUCAGGACGAGCGAGAACGAGUUCUUGCUCUGCUACGACGAGUUCGGCCUAUUCGUGAACCGCCACGGUGACCCUCUUCGCGACAAGCCGCUCAUCGAAUGGGAGGGCACAGCCGAACGCGUAGCCUGGCACCCACCAUACAUCCUCAUCUUCGACUCCCGCUUCAUCGAAGUCCGCACCGUCGAAACCGGCCGGCUAGCCCAGAUCAUCCAGGGCGAAGACGUCCGCGCGAUCUGGGACGGCCGCGGCACCUCACAGCCUCCCCCGCCCUUCCCACGCGAAGGCCAGCAAUGGCACGAAGUCUUCGGGCUCGAAACGCGGAUACAUGGUGUGAUGCGCGCGCCACCGCCUGAGCCUGCGCCGGGACAGCUCGCUGCGAGGAGACCGCUCGUUGCGCAGCAUGUGUUCGAGCUGGUGCCGACUAUACCGCUGUAUGUGCCCGAGAGGCUGGGUAGUCCUACGCCGCAGCAUACGGGAUAUGGGGGCGGGUAUACGUCGAAUUCGCCGCCGGGGAGCCCGAGGAUGAGUUCGGUUAGCGCGCAGUGGCGAUGA